UCAAGUUAUCGUGACGUAGUCAGCACUUUUCUAAUCCGGACAUGUUUCACAUUGAAGAUCGCGUUCAUGUGUUAUCUGACAGAGAUUCUCAGCCUAGGGUAGGUUAGAGGAUUAAGAAAUGCUAGAAUCCAAGCUCAACUUUCCAUUUCUGUACUGUCAUCGAAACUUUGAGACUAUUCGUAAGAGAACAAAACGUAAGAUCUAAGCUCGACAUUUUCUUGACGUAAGUUUUGUGUUGUGUUGAGCAAGUCAGCCAUGUUGUCACGUCUACUACAGCAACAUCAGCCCAACAGGUGGCACUUGGCAUCCACAUCUGGGUACAGAGGUCGUCUGCUCAAAUCAGUUUGUAGCCACUUGAGUAAAUGUUCGGCUUUCAGUGGCCAGGCUUUUCUAGUCGAGGGGACCAAACGUCCCAGAGCUCUCGGUAGGCCAGUUUGGACAAACCUGUUGUCCGGCAGGCGCCACAGCAGACGACACCACUCGAAUGAGAGCCCGGCAGACGAUGAGAAUGUCAAGUUUUCCCAGCUCAUUGACAAGUUUGUUGAUCGAGCAGUCAUACUAUGGGAAGAAAAACUUGCCGAAGGAUAUCGAAAACGUAACCUUGACCCUAUAACCUUGGAGCGCAAGAUGAAGCAAGUGCGUGGCAUCAUGUCUGUCAUCAAACCCUGCUCGCACGUGCUGUCCAUCACAUUCCCUCUACAGCGUGACGACGGCAGCACAGAGCUGGUCCACGCCUUCAGGGCACAGCACAAGCAGCACCGCACCCCCAGCAAGGGCGGCAUUCGCUUUAGCCCAAACGUCAACUAUGACGAGGUUUGUGCCCUCGCCUCCCUGAUGACGUACAAGUGUGCCCUGGUCAACGUUCCGUUCGGUGGCGCUAAAGCCGGGGUCAGGAUCGACCCCAAACUAUAUUCAGUGUCGGAGCUAGAGCGGAUCACCCGCCGCUUGACCACCGAGCUAGCCAAGAAAGGUUUCCUCCACCCCGGGAUAGACGUGCCCGCCCCCGACAUGGGCACCAGCGAGAGGGAGAUGAGCUGGAUAGCCGACACCUACGCCACCACUCUCGGCUACAGCGACAUCAACGCCAGAGCCUGCGUCACAGGCAAGCCCAUCACGCAGGGCGGUCUACACGGGCGAAUCUCGGCGACUGGGAAAGGCGUUUUCUUUGGCAUCAAAAACUUCAUCAUGAACGCGGACUAUAUGGAAAGUAUUGGACUAGCACCUGGGUUUCAUCAGAAGGAAUUUAUAGUUCAGGGUCUAGGGAAUGUGGGUUUUCACACCAUGCGAUACCUUCACAGGGCGGGGUCUGUGUGCACGGGGGUGGCUGAAAUUGACGGCAACAUUUACAACCCGGAUGGGAUCGACCCCCAGGCCCUCAUGAGGUACAAGAAGGAACACGGCACCAUCGUGGGGUUCCCGGGAGCCCAGCCCUACCCCGGGAAUCUGCUGACCCACAAGUGUGACAUCUUGGUGCCUGCGGCCAACGAGAAGCAGAUCACAGCCAAGGUCGCCAGCGAGUUGAAGGCCAAGAUUGUGGCCGAGGGGGCCAACGGGCCGACCACGCCCACCGCUGACGCCAUUUUGCUCGAGCGCAAGGUGCUGGUCAUCCCUGACCUCUACAUCAACGCCGGCGGGGUGACGGUCUCCUACUUCGAGUGGUUGAAAAACUUGAACCACGUCAGCUUUGGACGCCUCACCUUCAAGUACGAGCGUGACGCCAACUUUCACCUGCUCAACAGUGUCCAGAAGUCCAUCAACAGCUGGGUGGGCGAUGACUCCGUGCAGGGUGUCCGCAAGAUCAACAUCCUCCCUAGUGAGGAGUUCCAGGCUCGGAUCACAGGAGCGUCAGAGAAGGACAUUGUCCACUCUGGUCUGGAGCAGACGAUGGAGAGGGCAGCAGCCGACAUCAUGGCCACGGCCAAAAGCUUCAACCUCGGCCUUGACCUCCGCACGGCCGCCUACAUUGUGGCCAUCAGCAAACUCUACAACUUCUACAAGCAAUCGGGUUUCUCCUGACUGGCUCUCACAGCUGGGGUAUCAGUCUUUGAUGGAGUCG
This is a messenger RNA of Physella acuta, 2056 nucleotides long. Its product is annotated as glutamate dehydrogenase, mitochondrial. Lineage: Eukaryota; Metazoa; Mollusca; Gastropoda; Physidae. Gene Ontology annotation, molecular function: L-glutamate dehydrogenase (NAD+) activity. Gene Ontology annotation, cellular component: mitochondrion. The record is from RefSeq and is a predicted model, not a curated record. Gene Ontology annotation, biological process: L-glutamate catabolic process.